This is a messenger RNA of Pelagomonas calceolata, 1959 nucleotides long. The record is from the annotation of a GenBank genome assembly. NCBI's taxonomy places the organism in Eukaryota, Pelagophyceae, Pelagomonadales, Pelagomonadaceae.
UAUCAUUUACAUAGCACUUUGCAAGGCCGCCCCAACAAUUUAAAAACGUCACGUAAAAAUCGUAGCAGCCGCUGCCAAAUUACAUUGCCGAUGCGCCGCUCCCUCGGCGGCACCAGGGUCGCGCCGCCCCAGGCCACUCUAAAGCGCUCCCCGCCCGCACAAAAGAAGAAGCCCGCGGCGCGGAAGAGAGACAUGCCGCUCGCCGAGACCGACGACCAAGGCUGGAUCCAGGCGCGUCGCGGGGCAUCGACCACGAAGCCCAAGCCGGCGGCGCGCAAGCCGGCCGCAAAGCCGGUUGCGCGCCGCGCGCCGCCGCAUCCGCCGUCGUCGUCGUCCGAGAGCGACGCCCCGCCGCCGCGGAAGCCGGCCGCGCGGCGGCGGAGGCCGCCGGAGGACUUCACGAAGGACCUGGCCGGGAGCGAUGGCUCCGUCAGCGAGCCCGAGGAGGCGCCGGAGAGCGACGGCGGUCUGGACGACGCGCGGGGGAAGAAGAAAGCCGACGCGUCGACGUACCGGUUCGACGACGACGACGACGACGACGACGCCCUCGACCCGAAACGGCCGCCGCGGCGCCGGAUCGCCACGCAGGAGUCCGACACGCAGGACAGCGUGCUCGAGAGCAAGCAGCCGGCGCGGCGGAGCGGCUCCGCGGUCGCGUGCCGCUCCGACGCGAGCGACGACGACCGACCCGGCCCGGAGUCGCAGGACAGCGUGCUUUCGACGACGACGAAGAAAAAACCGCGAUCGGCCUCGACGACGGGCAACGACGCGGCCAUCGCGCGCGCGCUGGCGAGCCCGGCGGGCGCGACGCCGGACUCCGACGACGACGACUUCUUGUACGCGUCGUCGCCGGGGCCGCGGCGCCCGGCCACGAAGCCGUCCAGGCGGCGGCCGCGGUCCGAUACCGAAGAGGAGGAGGCGGCGGAGGUGCUCCCGGAGAAGCGGCCGCGGGGCGCGCCGCGCGAGCGCACGCCGACGCAGCCGUCGCCGAAGCCGCGGGCCCGCCGGAGCUCGCAGGACUCCGACGGGAGCGUGUCGCAGAAGGCCGCGCCACGGCGCAGGCCGCCGCGCAAGAAGCGGCGGAGCGCCGCCCCCAAGGCCACGCAGGACAUCGACAUCGACGACUUCGUGGACAGCCACACGCCGCGCCAGAGCCAGGACGACCCGAGCGACGGUGAAGACGGAGACAGCGCGGCGUGGCGCGACGCGCCGACGGCCGUAGCUAGCGUGAAGCGGUGGCGCGUGCGGUCGUCCGGCCUCGUGUGGGCGGCGACGGGCGACGACUACUACGGCGACGGGCGGCGCGGCGGCUUCCACAAGCGGCCCGCCUACGCGUUGCCGCGCCGCGAAGUCGCUUCUUUGCGUUUGCCGCCGCCGCUCAAGAACCACGCCUACGUGCGCGUCUUCGACGACGCGGCGUUCCCGCCGUGGGACGCGCCGCGCCUCGUGCCGCGGUCGUCGCUGCUCGGCUUUCGGGGGGACGCGUCGGCGCCGCGCUGGGACCCGCCGCGCGUCAAGGCGAUGAAGAGCAAGCUGCGGGCCGCGGAGUUCAGGCACGUGUUCGAGCGCGGCGCGGCGGCGGCGCUGGCGCUGGCGCUUGCGUUUGACGAGGAGAGCGACUCCGACGAGGGGGUUCAGGAAGCGCGGCCGCCGGAGGAGUCGCAGGGCGACGCGCACCAGGACGCCGUGCGCGAGUUUCUAUACGAGCGCCGCCCGGCGCGGCUCCCGCGCCUCGAGUACGAGGCACUCGUCGACCUGUGCGUGGACCCGCACAUGUACGGCGCGCGGCUCGCGCGGGACGCCUACGAGCCCGCUUCAUCUGAAGUGCGGGCGGCGGUGCGCGCCGCGAUCGAGGGAUGCGCCCUGGACGCGGCCGUGCUGGACCGGGGCCGGCGGGCGCUCGACGCCGUCGAGGACGGUUCCAUCCUGGAGUUCAUCCGGUAAUAUGCUUGAAUCUUA